CGCUCGCCCGCGCGGCAGCGGGUCUCAAGAGCGGAGAGCUUGCAAGGGCCUUCGUAGGUUGCGGCGGCGCUGGGGCGGUGAGGGUCGGCCGACAGUGGUCGGGCUGCGGGCGGCUCGGGCAGGUCGCGGGCGCCACAGACAUCCUCCCUCUACUGGGAAUGGAUCUAUGCUGCCACUCCUGGUGACCUCAGCACGCUGCAUCACUGUCCUGUCCACGUGCCACGUUGUGGGCCCAGGAGAGGGGGUCCCUGGGUAGCAGAGUGCCUGGCUAUAUCUCUGAGAUCUCUAGUGUCACAGAGUUGAGCUGAGGGUCUCACUCGCCCUCUGACUGACCCAGCCCUUGAAGGUGGAAGAAGAAAGGUGCCACUUUGGCAUGAAGAUAGACUCACUUAGACGCCAAUCUUUUAAGCUGAGUGCAUUGUGAUUUCCAAUAAUUGAGGCAGUGGUUCUAAAAGCUGUCUACAUUAAUGAAAAGAGCAAUGUGGCCAGCUUGACUAAGCCGCCAGUGUGUACAGCGCGGGCAGGACGGCACCGGGUCUCGACGGACUUGUGCAUGUUAGCAGUAUAGAUUUAUGUAAGGUGGUUUAAAACUCUGGUCUUUUAAACUAGUCUUAAUUGCUCAUAAUAUGGAGACAUAUGAGAGUCCCUCUCCUCUCCCGCGUGAGCCCUCAGGAGAAGCAAUGAUGGAGAACCGAGCUUGCCCCUUCCAAGUGCUGCCCCAUGAACAGUCUCCACCACCUCCCCUGCAAACGUCCAGUGAUGCAGAGGUAAUGGACGUUGGCUCUGGUGGUGAUGGACAGUCCGAACCUCCUGCUGAUGACCCAUUCAACUUCUACGGAGCUUCUCUUCUCUCCAAAGGAUCCUUCUCUAAGGGCCGCCUCCUCAUAGACCCGAACUGUAGUGGCCACAGCCCGCGCACUGCCCGGCACGCACCUGCGGUCCGGAAGUUCUCCCCUGACCUUAAGUUGCUUAAGGAUGUAAAGAUUAGUGUGAGCUUUACUGAGAGCUGCAGGAGUAAGGACAGGAAGGUGCUGUACACAGGAGUAGAACGCAGCACUCGGCCUGAAUGUAGCCUCCUUAGUCCUGUCAGCGGGGACGUGCAUGCUUGUCCCUUUGGCGGGAGUGUUGGUAAUGGGGUAGGCCUAGGGGGUGAGAGUGCAGAUAAGAAGGAUGAGGAAAAUGAGAUGGAUCAGGAAAAGAGAGUGGAGUAUGCAGUGCUCGAUGAGUUAGAAGAUUUUACUGACAAUUUGGAGCUAGAUGAAGAAGGAACAGGCGGGUUCACGGCUAAAGCAAUCGUUCAAAGAGACAGAGUGGAUGAAGAGGCCUUGAAUUUCUCCUAUGAGGAUGACUUUGACAAUGAUGUGGAUGCUUUACUAGAAGAAGGUCUCUGUGCUCCCAAGAAGAGGCGAAUGGAGGAAAAAUAUGGUGGAGACAGUGAUCAUCCAUCUGAUGGAGAGACAAGUGUGCAGCCAAUGAUGACCAAGAUUAAGACAGUGCUCAAAAGUCGUGGCCGUCCACCUACAGAGCCGUUGCCUGAUGGAUGGAUCAUGACUUUUCAUAACUCUGGAGUCCCUGUAUACCUGCACAGAGAGUCUCGAGUGGUCACGUGGUCCAGACCCUACUUCUUGGGAACGGGAAGCAUACGGAAACAUGAUCCUCCUCUAAGCAGUAUCCCCUGUCUACAUUAUAAGAAAAUGAAGGACAAUGAGGAACGAGAGCAAAACUGUGAUCUUGCCCCCAGCGGAGAGGUGUCACCUGUCAAGCCCUUGGGUCGAUCUGCAGAGUUGGAUUUCCCUUUGGAAGAGCCUGACUCCAUGGGUGGAGACUCAGGAUCCCUGGAUGAGAAGGACCCACUGGGGGCUGAGGCAGCUGCUGUAGCCCUGGGACAAGUGAAGGCUAAAGUUGAGGUGUGCAAAGAUGAAUCAGUUGACCUGGAGGAAUUUCGUAAUUACCUGGAGAAGCGUUUUGACUUUGAGCAAGUAACUGUGAAAAAAUUCAGGACUUGGGCUGAGCGGCGUCAGUUCAACCGUGAGAUGAAGCGGAAGCAGGCCGAGUCAGAGAGGCCCAUCCUGCCAGCCAACCAGAAGCUGAUCACUCUGUCUGUGCAAGAUGCACCCACAAAGAAAGAGUUUGUCAUCAAUCCCAAUGGGAAGUCUGAGGUUUGCAUCCUGCACGAAUACAUGCAGCGUGUCCUCAAGGUCCGCCCUGUUUAUAAUUUCUUUGAAUGUGAGAAUCCAAGUGAGCCUUUUGGUGCCUCCGUGACCAUUGAUGGUGUGACUUAUGGAUCUGGAACUGCAAGCAGCAAAAAACUUGCGAAGAAUAAAGCUGCCCGAGCCACACUGGAAAUUCUUAUCCCUGACUUUGUUAAGCAGACCUCUGAGGAGAAGCCUAAAGAUAGUGAGGAACUGGAGUAUUUUAACCACAUCAGUAUUGAGGAUUCACGAGUCUACGAGCUGACAAGCAAGGCUGGGCUGUUGUCUCCAUAUCAGAUCCUCCAUGAGUGCCUUAAAAGAAACCAUGGAAUGGGUGACACAUCUAUCAAGUUUGAAGUGGUUCCUGGGAAAAACCAGAAGAGCGAAUAUGUUAUGGCAUGCGGCAAACACACAGUGCGCGGGUGGUGUAAGAAUAAGCGAGUUGGGAAACAAUUAGCAUCUCAGAAAAUCCUUCAGCUGCUGCACCCACAUGUAAAGAACUGGGGGUCCUUACUGCGCAUGUAUGGUCGUGAGAGCAGCAAAAUGGUCAAGCAGGAGACCUCUGACAAGAGUGUGAUAGAGCUACAACAGUAUGCCAAGAAGAACAGGCCCAAUCUUCACAUCCUGAGCAAGCUACAAGAAGAGAUGAAGAGACUGGCUGCAGAGCGGGAGGAAACUCGGAAGAAACCCAAGAUGUCAAUUGUAGCAUCUGCCCAGCCUGGUGGUGAGCCCUUGUGCACAGUGGAUGUAUGAGGUAGGCAGCGUGGGCCAGCAGUGCUACCCAGGAGACCGUCAGCCACACAUCAUCACUCUGCAGCACCAGGCCGCCAACCUAAGUUCCUUCCCUGUGGCAGUGUCUGGGCUCUGGCUCUGGCACAUGGGGACAGCUGUGACCACACAGUACACAUGCAAAGAAGCAGUUCUGGACAAGCUGCUCUCAAUGUGACUGGAUAUACUUAAGGAUCAGUUAUAAGUUAACUGCACAAGUGGAAGCUGAUAAACAGCUGUAGAUCCUGCUUGUAUCUGCUGCAGACUGUUUUUAUGAAAGUUUUCAUUAACUUUAGUACACUAUAUGCACUGACAAGAAGUAACACUUUGUUGAUAGAUGAGAUGACCAGGUUUUAUAGCUUUGGCUGGCCUAUGAUGCCAGGUAGCUCCUUUGCUAUGGUUCUUUCUGGUGUAGCCACUGAGACUUGGUCAGAAGGUGCAGGUAUCCUGGCCUGUAGUAUUACCUGCUUUGUGUGUUGCCCAUUUUCUUCUGAAAAAGUUAUAACAGAAAGGAAUAUUUCAGGCUAUUUUGGCUUAAAAUAAAAUUUUAGCACCAGAAAUAUUCUUCAGAGAUUGCAGUGAAGAUACUGAACCGUCAAGAUAUUGAGUGUUAGUCUGGUUGACCCUUUUUCUUAUAAAGUCUUAAUGUCCUAACAGCCGUCUUCUGGAUACUGGAGCUUCUACCUUCGAUAAACUCCAGCAACAAUUUUUUACAGAGAUUUUUGCACAAUCAAGCCCAUCUGUUCAUCAAUUUUUAAAGCUUUUAUGAUGUUUUAAAAUUUGGAAAGAAACUUUUACAGUAAGAAUGAAAGAUUUAGAAUCAUGCAUUUCAACAGAUUGACAUGUAUGAAUAGGCAACAGGGGCUUUCAGUGUAACCCAUCAAUGACAAAGCUGGCUGGCACAUUAUACAUAAGUAGUUAUGGCUUCUCUUGAUCUCAAGGGUAGCUGCUCUGUGCAGCCAGGCCUGAUUUCAGGUGGUUUUUGUCUACCUGCACUCAUUGGAUAACCCCUGUAAAUGGGUAUUGAGUAGAGGUGUAUUCAGAGUCCUAGUCUUGGUCAAAUGUUGGCCCAGUACCAUCAGGGGGGCUACACUCUACAGUCUCAGUGUAUCUCUCUCACAUGUACCUGAAGAUACAUGGGUGGCAUGUUCUGUCAGAACAGCAACUGUGUGCCUCCCAACAGCAUCUUCCUCCUCCCUAAUCAUGUGUGACAGCAGUUAAUGUCUGUGUUAAUCUUGGCAAAAAGAACCCUCAAUUAAGUUGAUAGACUUGGGCACUUGAUUGUUUUCUGCCUCCCAUUCAAUGUGUUCAGUCUUUUGACUAACCAUUGCCCUUAAAACAGACUUGACAUUGAAAAAGCAUAUGGUAAUGUUGGUAUCUCUGCAGCCUCACCGACCCAGACCCAGGCACUGUCAACUACAGGUGCUGCUACACAUUCCUGGUCUCUUAUGCCCUUCCUGUCUCUUACAGGUGGGUGUGUCUUACAUGUAAAGUCAUGCUGCAAGGGGGGAGCCUGUGCUAAUGCUGUUUCUGUGAGUUGGCCAAGGCUGUAGGGUGUACCCUGAUGGUCUGAACACAUAAAACUGUCCAAAAGGGAA
Messenger RNA from Grammomys surdaster, 4558 nucleotides. RefSeq names its product DGCR8 microprocessor complex subunit (gene Dgcr8). The transcript is spliced from 15 exons. Bases 627 to 2945 code for a protein of 772 amino acids. The record is from RefSeq and is a predicted model, not a curated record. Gene Ontology annotation, molecular function: identical protein binding; primary miRNA binding; double-stranded RNA binding. Gene Ontology annotation, biological process: primary miRNA processing. Lineage: Eukaryota; Metazoa; Chordata; Mammalia; Rodentia; Muridae. Gene Ontology annotation, cellular component: microprocessor complex.